GACCAAUCAGGAAUUUUUACCUGGAGCAGUGAAAAGUCAACUUACCUGUUCCGUCCAAUUUUGUCACCUACUGCUUAUUAAUAUCACAAAGAGCGAGAAUAUGUAAGGAACGAAAAAAUAUGGAUGUUUUUAUUUUACGCCUUUCGGUCUUUCUGCUGCUGACUUGGAAUGCAUGUCUAGGUUUACCAGACAAAGACAAUCCAAUACCAGGUUAUGUAGUUCUUCAUCCUCCAAACAAUUUAAGCACUUUUUACAUUGGAGAUGGGGAUGUUUAUUUCUAUUGGAACCCUCCCCAGAAUUAUCCCACCCACCAGCCAGAAAACCUUACAAAGAAUCAGGUGUACAACAUCCGCAACAAAGACAACAUUCACUUCUCUGAUUCAGGUUCAUGGAUCGAAAAAGGAAGUGAAACAGAAAGGGAGCAAGAUUGGAUUUUUAAAUUGUUUUCUUUUUCUGGGAUUUCUGCUCAAGAUCAUGAAAGUGAAUUAAAAAGCUCACAGAAAGUAGAGAAGACAAAUCAAUCACUCACUGACCAUAUUGAUCAAGCAAAUUUAACUACUGAGCAGGUGGAAAAAUACAAGCAAUAUCUAAAGAGCAAAAAUAUAUCACAUAUUCCCGACUGGUUCCAGAAAACUACAGUUCCCAAGGAGCAUGCUGGGAUAUUAUGGUAUACCAUUUUUUGGCAAGAAAUGGAUAAUGGAACAGAAAUCGGUGAGGAACAGAAUUACACUGUGAAACCAGAUAAACUGGCCUACCACAUCAAGGGCCUGAGAGCAGAGACAGACUACAGAAUCUAUGUCCAGGUCCUGUACUACUCCUUCACUGCCCUCAAAAGCGAGGAGCUCUCCAUCAAAACCAACAAGAACUACUCCCUGAUUCAUACAGAGGAUAUGAAGAAUAUAUAUGAAUAUUGUCGCUGUGAUAAAAUGGGAACUAAGUCGGCACUUCUGAGUGUAAGACACACCAUUUUCGGAACCCUGACCCUGUCCCUUUGUGAUUGUAAGGAGGGCUACUCAGGGAUGUACUGUCAGAUCUGUAGACCUGGAUAUUACCGCCUGGCUCCCAACUUGCCCUGCUUCAGGUGCCCAUGUGAUGCAAAAAGGAGUGACGGAAAUUGUCAUUUCGAGGAGGGGUACCUGUUUUGUGACACUUGUAAGGAGGGAUAUGGGGGCAAUCUGUGUCAGGCCUGUGCUGCAGGUUACUAUAGGCCUCAUAUGAGCACAAGAUGUACCCAGUGCAACUGCCACGGAAAUGCACAGUUCUGUCAAGAUAGCACAGGAGAAUGCAUUGGCUGUAUGAGCCACACAGCAGGGUUCAAUUGUAACAGGUGUGCUCAUGGGUAUGUCGGUAAUGCUCAGGGUCAUAAACAUCCAAAGUGUGUAGAUCCAUCAAAACUUCGAAUGCAAGCGGAGAAGAGUUCCCUGAGUUCUGGAGUGAUUGCAGGAAUAUGUGUAGGUGUCAUCAUCUUCAUCGGAAUCAUCGCUGGAAUCAUCAUCUACAAGCGAUGCUGGAACUACCCAGCAGCCCGGCCGUUCUGGACCGUGGAGCUUAAAGAUGAUCAUGAAGGCAUCAACUUCAGCAGUAUACCUGAAGACGAGCUGGUGGCCAUCACAGCUCGAGAGGAGGAGGAGUUUUACCGAGGCCAGAGUGGGAGGACAAGUAAAUCACGCUCACAGCCGUACUCACAACUCCGAGAAGACAUCUGAUUACCUCAGAGGACAAAUAGAGGACCUCAAAUUAUAUUACCUUAGAGGAUAUCACACAUUCCAAGAACAACAUGCAAGAGAAUUCAGUGGUUGUAGACAAGAAAAACUUACUCUUAUCUAACUUUCUGAUGUAGUUAGUUCAAUGAACUUAUCAAAGGUGGCUUGCAUGUAUUUGUUUGGCAGAUAUUUAAGGACAUAGUUUAAUGCAUUGUCAAGCUGCAAGCUUUUAUAUAUUUUUCACCUGAAUAUAUGACCACUUUAUAUAUACUUUUAUGUUAAAAAUGUUAUAGUUGUAGAGUCAGUAAUACCUGAUUUUAUAAAUGUUGUGACUUAGCCUUUUAACGCUUUGCUUUUUAAGAAACAUCUGACAAUUAGUAUAGAAGAAGAUAUUCUAGCUAUCAGUAGUUUAUUAGAAUUGUUUGCUAAUACUACCUUCAGGAGUGUGCCUUUACACUGUUGUGAGUUCAAGUAGAUCUGGUUUUUAGUUAAAAUCUGAUAAAAAUAAAAAUCAUUGGGAGUGUUAGUAACAGAUGUAAAUUGCAUUAUAUUCAUCAGGUACUGAGGUUAAAAUUUUAAAAAUAACAUAUAACUUAACUUCCUAGCAUUGAUUUGAAUUUUCUAUGAGAAAACAUAAAUUAAUUAAUUCUUGUAUUCUUUACUGGACAAAUGAGAUAAAGUAUCGUUGAUGCAUUAUAAUUUUUUAAAGUUAUCUCUCUUAACAAAGGACCCAGUGUUAGAAGUUUUGUUUGAGAGAUAAAAUCAAACAAUGAUGAGGUUUAAAUGUAUUUUUGUAUCACUAUGGUAACCGCGGUACGAGGGAUACUAUACCUUUGCAUGUCUAUAACCCAUGGAUAUAUUCAUAUAUUUUAGAAAAUUUACAGGGUAUCUGUAGCUAAGAACAGAGUACAUGAAAGUGCUUGUUUGAUGCAAUUAUUUUUUCAUGUUCUUGAAAUUGUUUGGAUUUUUUUUUAAUUUUCCAGUUAUAUACAUGUACAUGUAUAAGUGGUCACAUGCAGUUUCAGAUUGUACAGUCUAGUCAGUUGUCCUUUUGUCUCAUGUCGGUGCAAAUUUUUUAAAGCUCACUAAGUUAUGACACAGAUUUCUAUAGAAAAAUAUUAGGACAAUGUUUUUUAAAAAUAUUUUUAAAAAUGACACAAACUUCUGACAAGUGAAUAAAAUGUACAGUUAAAUUAUGUCAGGCUUCCUGAGUUCUUCCAAUCAUAAGAUGGCAUUUAAGAUGGAAAGGGUGGGUGUUAGUCUGUGAUAGUAUAUAAUUCUGGAUGGUUGCUCUCUUCAUAUAAAUCAAAAGAUGUUUAGUAGAAUUAUUGACGUCUGUUCUGAUUUUUUUUUUUAAUGUAAAUGGGGACCAAUAUAUGAUAGGGCAAUUUUAUUGAUUUAUUUAUGAUUAUUUUUCCAAGUUUACUUAUAAUUGUUGUACUUUUUACAUGAAAAUUUGUAUUCUUUUUAAUUCGUCUUUUUUAAUAUGCAUAUUUUUUUCAUAUAGAAAAGUAUCACAGGCACAGGCAUAUGGACCUUAUAACAUACAUGUGGGUUUUUUUAUCUUGAAAAAAAAAAAUCAUCAUUAACUUUUUUAAGUAGAACCUUUAAAAUAAUGUUCUUGAAUAUUACAACAACAAAUAAAUCACAUGAAAACUCAGAUAUCUUUCAAAUUAUACCCCAGAUCGCUUUUCUCUUGCCAUACACACAUGACAUUUACUAAAUAG
Saccostrea cuccullata (small rock oyster) is the source of this 3430-nucleotide messenger RNA. RefSeq lists its product as uncharacterized. Gene Ontology annotation, molecular function: protein binding. The record is from RefSeq and is a predicted model, not a curated record. Gene Ontology annotation, biological process: animal organ morphogenesis; tissue development. The transcript has 7 exons. NCBI's taxonomy places the organism in Eukaryota, Metazoa, Mollusca, Bivalvia, Ostreida, Ostreidae. The coding region runs from base 120 to 1706 and encodes 528 amino acids.